GCCAUUUCAUGAAUCCGUCUCAUCGCUUUGGUUUGGGCUGCGUUUCGAUGUAACCGCCCGAACGGGGACUACGCAAUGCAGGUAGUUAAGCGUGUCAGGCAGCUGCAGGAGUCGAAGAAGCCUCGAAUCCAACCCCAUCAUCGCUUCUUUGAAUCAUCGGUGUCAAUGCCCUCCUCCGCCCUCACCUUCCAGCUUCACAAGACCUCUGCAUCUGCAUCCUCCCACUUGGGUUGCGUAGCUGCUGCACAGACCAUCUUCUGAAGUGGGUGUUUUCCUAAAAAAUUUACGGACUUGGCUUCCAGCACAGUUUCGGGCUUCUGACAGAUUAUUCUGGUCAGAAGAUUAGGUUUUUCAAGCUUGCUACUGUAGAUAACUCGACAAAGUUAAACUUCAUGUUUGUGAUGAAGUGACGUGGAGUUCCUCUGAUAAUUACUUGAGGGCGUUUGCGACCGUAAUUCCUGCAUUGAUGCAAAGCUUGCAACAGGCAGAAAGGAUGCCGGGGGUAACAUAUUGUGCAAAGAAAUAGUAGCAUUCUGUCAUCGAUUGGAUUCCCGAACCUCUCAUUAUCGUAUCGAGGAAGCAAGUUUGUUUGAGGGCAUCACAAGUGAAGAUGAUAUGGGAGAUGAAAGGUGCAACUUCUAUGCUUGCAGUUUUGCCCACCCUACUGUUGGGUGCUUCUCAGCAUCAAGUCUGCCAUAGAGCAGUGGUCCUCCCGAGAAGCGAGUUUUUCUUCGAUGCAGAAUUGUUCAGGUCCUGGUGUUACAGACGUACACAGCGUCGUAGUAGAUCAGACUCUAAAAAUGACAGGAAAGAGCAAAAACGCAAAGACUGAAUGCGUCUAUGAAGAAAUAGGGAAAUCACUUGACAAUGAUUGCGAAUUUUUGCCGCAUUACGAGGUGCACACAAAUAAGAAGAAACAGAAUGGUCGCCCACAGGAGUCUCCCCCUUCCGUGUUGCCACCCUCUGGCAGUCACCCAUUUUGGCCCAGCUCUGGUGAAGGCUCCUCCAUGUCCAGUGUAGACAAUUACGAUCAUCCAGCCUCUGUCAACCUCCAUCAAAGAUUUUCAGAAUUUCAAGUAGCGUUGCGCGCCUCAGAAAGGGCAAGAGAGGAAGGGCAAAGGGAGACCGAUUCAUUGCGAGUUUAUGUGGGCAGUGUAGAAGCUGCUGCAUCCGGCCUCCUUUCGCGUGUUCAGGAACUUGAGCAUUUGCUGGCUUUGUCUUCAGUUGUUAAGCAAGGUCUCGACCUUGAUCAACUAAGGGGUAAGGUGGCCACAGCUGCGACUCAUGAGGUUCGAAAGCACGCAGCUGCCGCUGCUGAAGCUGUUGCAGCAGCCCGUGAAGCAACCAUGGAGCUUGACAAGGUGCGACGUGAGACACACGCCCUCACGAAGGCGCAACAGCAAGAGAUUGAGAGGAUAAAUGUGGAGGCCACUGAAGCCCGCAUACUUCACGAGGCAAGGGCAUUGCAGAACCAGGAUUUACUGGAUCAGAAUGGGAAGCUGGAAAGGCGAUGGGAGGACAUGAAUGCCAGGCUUGAGGAGCUGCAAGCAACCCAUAAGGCUGAGCAUUCAGCUUUGCAGAAGAAGUACGAAACGCUCAAGUCUACAGCUUGUGAGUACCGCACACACAACUCGGAGCUGAAGAAGGCCCUGGAGAAGAGACGAAUAACUGCUCAUUCCUUACAGAAGAAUUACGAUGAUCUGCGAACCGAUCACAAGGAAUUGAUUCUCCAAAAUGAGAUCUUAGAGCAACAGGUGAAGAACCUGCAGGGUCAAGAAAUGUCAUCGACCAUUGCACACUAUGAUCAUGAACUGCGCAAGGUUCGAGCCUCUCUUGGAGGGGAGAAGGCUCAGCUUCUGGUGGAAUUGGCUUCAUUGCGGCGUAGCAACCACAAUUUGCGGGCUGAAGUGGAGGAUUGGCAGGAUAAAUUCAGGACAUUAAGUCAUCAUUACGCAGGUUUAGAAGAUCUUGUCUGUCAUACAGAGAAUUCCUCCAACCGACGCUCCUUGAAGCCAUGUCACAACAUCCAGCCUACACGUCCUCAAUCCCACUCGUCAAGGGGCUCGUCAAGGAACUCCGUUGUUAAAGGAGGAUGCGAAUUGCCAAAUAACCGAGAGAUACCUGUUGAUGAGGGUCGUCUUGGUAGCGGCGUUUCCUCAACUGCAUCUGUAGCUGGUCCUUCGUCCAAGAGCUCAGGUACAUCACCUGCAAGAGAAAAUAAAGCAGGAGAGACAUGCUCACGAGGCUCCAUCGGGACGGUUGAAAUGAAUAUGACCAAUUCCAAGCAAUCAAUGUAUACUUCGAAUGGGACCUCUGGAGAAGAUGGUGUAUCUGUACAUACUAGCUACGGGGCCUCCCCUAAGUCGGAAAAGUUCAAAAAUGCACGAUUAUCUAAAAGCCCUGACACUUCGGAAAGUGAAGUAGCUGUGAGCUCACCACCAAAAGAAGAAAACUCGUUUGGUGCUACCAGAAACGCAAAUUUGAGGAAGUUUCAUGUGAGAAUGGGGUGGGAGGAAAUGGCGUCUCAAUGCCGGAUUCAUGUCAGUGAAGAAUUUCGUGCGGGGAGUGGAGGGGAGCAGGGCACUACAGCUUUGCGACCGACAAUUAAUGAACCCGUUGGAGUUUUCGGCCCAGUCAUGAUGUUCCUCGCCUGCUCACUCGCCCUCAGGACUCCUCCGAAAAUGUAUUGAGGGACAUGCUGAUGGAGCAUAAAACAUGAAAAUCAUGACACUCCAAGGAUGAGAGGCAAGGAAGUCUUCUUCCCCUAAAAUACAAAAGAAUGUUUUGAGCUGCUUUGAGGUGAUGUACAGUUGUGUGGGUUGUCAUGGUUCUCUUUGAAACAACCAUGCACAGCAAGCUGGGAUCUCCGAGGUUCAUUCGAUGACCAAAAUCAUCUCGCAGUACGAUUAGGUGUGUUUAGAAAGCUACAGAGGUAAGCAUCAUGGCUUCAUAAUACAAAAACCUGUGUUAUUCUUCGGGAGAGAAAUGAGGAUUCAGUAUUGAAAAGAACCUGAGAAAAUGCUAUGUUGAUCAACAGACUAAGUAGUUUGGCCCAGCUGCAACUGAAUUUCAGCAUUGUCACAAAAGAAAAUUAGCUAGCCGAUAUCAAUGACCACCUCAUAGAAGAGGUUAAAUGGUAAAAUUUAUUAGGUUCUGCACCUCGAUGUUAGGCCUCCCAGACUUCCCUCCUCCCGUAGCUUUCGAGCAUAAGGUAGCACAUUAAACCUUUCUCUUUUUCACAUUCUUGCAAUCAGAAAAUAUAAAUGUAAGUAAAUAGUCCGAAUACAACACUGAAAAAGUCACCAGCAGGCCCGUGAAGGAAUAUGUAACUUGCUGCUAUCAGCAGCUCAAUCUUCAAUACUAGUCGCUUCUUCUGUAUUUUGAAAACUGCCUCUGACUCUGCUUCAACUUCAACAUGAACACACCUGCCUUCAUGUUGUCUCCUAACUACCUCCGCAUUCAAAGAA
Physcomitrium patens is the source of this 3467-nucleotide messenger RNA. RefSeq lists its product as uncharacterized. Lineage: Eukaryota; Viridiplantae; Streptophyta; Bryopsida; Funariales; Funariaceae. The record is from RefSeq and is a predicted model, not a curated record.